Bolinopsis microptera is the source of this 5546-nucleotide messenger RNA. Its product is annotated as cilia- and flagella-associated protein 54-like. The transcript has 34 exons. The coding region runs from base 15 to 5546 and encodes 1843 amino acids. Gene Ontology annotation, biological process: cilium assembly. Lineage: Eukaryota; Metazoa; Ctenophora; Tentaculata; Lobata; Bolinopsidae. The record is from RefSeq and is a predicted model, not a curated record. Gene Ontology annotation, molecular function: protein binding.
UAUUUAGGAGCUUCAUGUCUAAGACACGUCAAGGUACUCUUUCAAAGUUUACCUCUGACACAAACAGUGAGUUCAACACUAAGAAGAUAAAUAAGAUUGACCCGAUACAGAUUGCCUUUGUACAGGAGUUAAAAAGGUUCAUUGGUUAUGUUGAUAGAAUAUCAAAGGAAGCUGAGCUUUAUUUUAUCUCAGCUGGUGGUCCAGUAGAUGAACCCAGUUCCAAUGAUGAGAGCCCUGCUAGGCUUUCAAACACACUGUUUAGCCUCUGGAAUAGCUACAGCCUCAAGCUUCCAAAAGAUUACUUCUUGACCCAACUCAUUAACACAGGAGAUUAUCUCCUCAAGGUGAAAGAAUACAAUGUGGCAAAGCAGCACUGUUACGAUUAUUACCUGCGUCUGCUGAGAGAUAGUGCAGUCACAGAUGAUUAUUCAUCUAUAUAUUUUCCUACCGGAUUUCAAGAUGAGCAGAGAGUCAAAGAAACAAGUCAGGCUAUUUUUGGAAAUGGAUUAUGUACAUUAAAGAAUUUGGAAAUAAUAGACCCUCACAUGAAUGCAGAGAAGACAGUGGCUGAUCUUCUGGAGGUUCUGGAUGACUUUAGGAAGCUUACCCAGCACCUCAUCCCUCAUGAGCGACAUUGUUGGUUAGUUUUCAAUGGAACUGUUCACAUCUACAAAAUCAGUCAAUGGCUUGUGGACUGUGGCUACACUGCUAAAACUCUCCAGUAUUUAGUUUGGUGCUGUGUCUGCAUGGAGAGUGUCAUUCCUCUGAUGACUCUCAAAUUUCUGUCUUGGAGAGGUUCCUUGUACUCGGCUGUGUGCCAGAGCUAUGUAGAUUUAAAUCAACCACAUGCUGCUGAAGUCUUUGCCAGACGAUGCCUUCAAAAAGUUCAUCAACUGGCAAAAAUUGAAGAGCAAAGCAUGUCAGAACCCACUCCGGAAUCCGAAGCUAUUUUUCGAGAGGUCACAGUGAAACUCUCUGCAAUAAUCUUCAAAAGAGUUGUCUUUGAAUCAAGGCGCCCAAAGAAGAUCAUACACCGGCCAAAAACAAGACAGAACCUGAAAGAGCUGCAGUUGUUACCAUUUCCUCGAACCGCUUCUGAAAAGCUGGUCAUGGAUAUGUUUGAAGGUAGUUCUUCACAGUUUCUAGCUAUUCUAGAGGCUUUGUCAGACCCGUGUAGGAGAACGUGUAUGUAUACUCCCCCAAAACUCGACACCACCGAGGGGGGAGAUGCUCUUAUGGAUGUAUGGGGUGAACUUAUACUCGCUGGGUACGAGUUGAUCUCCCGGUGUGAGUCCUUUCCACGAACCAGCCUAGUCCAGCUAGCUAGAGUAGGAAGUAACGAACUGUCUAUGAGUGCAGUGUUAAAGUACAUCAGGCUGGCUUUCAAUUACGAGUACUGGGAUUAUUACACCAUGGCUGUUUCUCAUCUCGUCCCACUAAUUGAGGCGGUGGAAGAAGAAACAGUUGACCAUAUUUUCACCAAGGAGACAAUCAUGCUGCUAGAUGCAAUGAAAAGUGUUUCAAAUGUGUUGAGGAAAGACACUCGGCCAAGCACCUGUUUUGUAGAUAAUAUGCUGGAUGGACAUUGCACUCCACCUACUUUAGACAGUUUGAACCAAUGUUUAAGUACUCAAGCAGAGCGUGCUAGUGCCACACCAAGACGAAAAUCAAUUUGGGGCGACCAAAAAGAUGAUCUGUUCACCUUGAUAAACCUGAGCUCAGUGCUGUGCAAUAUUAAAGCUAGUGACUGUGCGGAGAUGUUUGUGAAGGAGCAAGGGGAUAUGUUGGUUGACGCCGUCUUGUUGAUCCUUCACAGUCUCAAGGAUCACUUCUCCCGUCUAGUGUCUCCUUCGACUGUGAAACAAUACUUGGUAGCUGAGAACAUUUCAGAGCUGAUGGAGCUAAUGGCUGAUUGUAACGAACUGUCCCUGUGGUUAAACCUCUACAAUAUAGACCCUCUGUUGCCGGGGGAGAUUGCACUUAAAUCAGCACUCUUACUUGAAGCUCAUGCCAAGAAUAUGAAGACAUCAUUAUUCGGGCAUCGUUCUGGUCCCGACAAACUAUCAAAGGUCCAAACCACUCUAACAAACGCGCUCACAACACUGCGUAACAGCGUGUCAGCGCUGGAGGAGGUGCGAAAUGUCAAGGAGAUUGCGCUCACUGCUACCUGCGACCCGCUCAUGCUGGUUGUGGAUCCUUCCCUCAGCAGGAAAACUGAAGGAGACGUAGCACACAAUAUCACAGUAGCUGAUCUCCAACUUGAAAUGUUAGCAGUAAAUCUACGAUUACAACAGCAACUUCACAAAGCAGAGAAAAGCGAAUCUAAAGUAGUAGAGUGGUGUAAAAAGAAUACGCUCUUCCUUGCAAUAACUCGGAUGCAGUUAGCUACCAUUGAAACAAAAGCAGCUGAGAAACACCUACGGGACAGCUACGAUCUUCUGCUCAAGUCUUGGUCUGAAGAAAAACGGCUGCACACCUCGCUUCAAGGAACUGAACAACAAGGAUCAGUCCCUAACCCUCCGAUACUAACCUCUAGAACUAGCACUACCAUGACAUUCAAACCUGCUCCUUAUACAGCUCCUAAAGGGGUCAAGGUAAAGUGGUACAGACUAUACGGGAGGUCGUCCUCUGGGAGCAACAUAAAAGUGCGAAUGAACGACAAGCUGUACCCAGGACUAGCAAUGGAGGUAGCAGCAGUAGAGGGAAACGAACUGACUGUCUCUAACCUGACUCCCUACGAGAAAUACCAGUUUGCUGUGGCUGCUUUUGACGAGCAUGGCAAGCUGAUAGCUGGGAGUAUCGGGCAUAGUAGCAAACCUAUACUGGCCUCUCCUCCGUUCAGUCAUCUUACUGCUUGUGGGCAUCUCAUUCAGAUCUGCCACAAGCAAGGAGCACUAGCCGUAGCAACGGAAGCUUGCUCUCUACUCUGGAACUUCUUUGUUCUUCCCCACACCUCCUCUAAAACCGACAUCAACAUGCCCACAUGUAACUAUCCCAGACUCAACAUGAAGCAUAUAAACGGAUCCUCUAUCACCCUGAUCCGGCACCUGAUUGAGAGUAUCCUGGUUUCAGUGGAUAUUGCUAUUAGAGAGGGAGCCCUGUUUUGCAAUGUCACGUGUGAUCAGGGUCCUUUCAAGACUAAACAGCUAGCAAGACUGGGCCUAUGCGAGAAGCUCCUGGUAGCAAUAGAGCUGUCAGGCCGUAUUAACGACACUCAGCUAGGAACCCAAGCCAUUAUCCAGACGUACGGUCUACUUGCUCCCCUUAUUCAUCAUAACAUCAUGUGUUAUCCUGCACUCAAGGUACUGUUGUAUUGUCACGCUGCUUUGACAGAGCUUCCUGGGGUAGUAAAACAGAAGAAACACGCUGGAAACAUACAACACAUGACAGGAGUCAUCACUUUCUAUCUCAGCAAGACGCUGCACCAAUGGGGAGAGUUAGAGGGAGCAGCCCUGAUAAGUGAGAAUGGGCACGAGCUACUUACCCAGUUUGAUUGUUUGUAUGAUGAACUUAGUGAACAGUCUCAUGCUAUCACUCCUAAUAACAAGAAGAAACCUGUUAAGAGAACUGAUAACACAGGAAAAGAAAAGAAAGGGAACCUGAAAGACAUGAUCCAGGACCCAGGAGGUGCGCCAAUCCUUAAGAGUGACACAGUUAAAGCGUUUGAAGCGCACGUGCUGCGUCACAGUGCAAUCUACCCCACUAACAGCAGCGGAGAUCCGGACUUUACCGGACAGGAGGACUUUAACUUGCUCUACACUGCUGUCGCUAACUUGUCCAGUCAUCAAGCUCAAAAAGAAGUGUACAAGUUCAGACGCCGGUCCCGGUUCCUGGAGCUGUAUGUCCGUGUGCUGGAGAAGGCCCUGCUAGAGAGUAGACCCGACCUAGUGGUGGACUGGUGCAGUGAGGCUGUGGCCUGGUUAACACGACGUAACGACCUUCUCAUCGCUCAGAAGGCUCUUAAUAAAGACGUUAAACCGGCUAAGAAUCUAGAGAUGCUGAAACAGACUGUGAUGGCUAAAGGAUCUGAUGCUGCUCUUGCUAAGAAGAAUGAUAACAAAACCCCUGGCGUCAAAAAUAUGUCCAAAAAGGAAGGGAUCAAGCCAUUUAAACUUCUGGGUCAGCCGGAUGAGAAUAAAAUGCAGGCUGCAGAGCUACUCAGAGCCAUCCUGCCAGAUACCUGGAGAAGAUCCUGUAGAAUACAGAGACUACGUCUUAUUACCCACGAGGAGAUGCCCUGGAGAGCCCAGCUGAACGUGAUACUUGCCGCCUCCUGUUACCAACAAUUCAAAGAUAAGAUGGACACUAGAGUCAAGUCUUUUAAUGAUGCUGCUGAUUUUAGUCAUGGCGGAGAGUACGACUUGUUGCCUAGCAACAUGUUCGUGGUGGGUGACGUUGGGAGCAUGAUGAACAAUAGUGAUGAUCCUAUUGAGGAUAUUCUGCGCGAGGGUCACGUGAACGUUUCGCCCUCACUGGAGAGGGAGAAAACUAACCUGACAGCUCUGAUGAGCAAGAAGGGGAGUGUCAGCUCUGUUACCUCAAGACAAAGCAAGUACUGUCUCUCAAGCGACAAAGCAAAAGAGAUAAAGAUGAGUUACAGCAGCUACCUAGUGCAGACCUUUGUGAGUCUGACCCAGGCUCUGGUGCUCGCUCACCGGGGUGCACAUUGGGGGCUGCUGCAGAACAUUGCUUCUCAACUGUGGAGAAUUGUCAUGGACCUUCACAUGAAGAUGAAGACCCUGCCAACCUCUACAAGAGAAGUGUUGGGUCUCACUGACCAGGCUAUCAAUGAUCUCACUAUUUCAGACCCUGCCAACCUCUACAAGAGAAGUACCCUGCCAACCUCUACAAGAGAAGCGUUGGGUCUCACUGACCAGGCUAUCAAUGAUCUCACUAUUUCAGACCCUGCCAACCUCUACAAGAGAAGCACCCUGCCAACCUCUACAAGAGAAGCGUUGGGUCUCACUGACCAGGCUAUCAAUGAUCUCACUAUUUCAGACCCUGCCAACCUCUACAAGAGAAGCACCCUGCCAACCUCUACAAGAGAAGUGUUGGGUCUCACUGACCAGGCUAUCAAUGAUCUCACUAUUUCAGACCCUGCCAACCUCUACAAGAGAAGCACCCUGCCAACCUCUACAAGAGAAGCGUUGGGUCUCACUGACCAGGCUAUCAAUGAUCUCACUAUUUCAGACCCUGCCAACCUCUACAAGAGAAGCACCCUGCCAACCUCUACAAGAGAAGUGUUGGGUCUCACUGACCAGGCUAUCAAUGAUCUCACUAUUUCAGACCCUGCCAACCUCUACAAGAGAAGCACCCUGCCAACCUCUACAAGAGAAGUGUUGGGUCUCACUGACCAGGCUAUCAAUGAUCUCACUAUUUCAGACCCUGCCAACCUCUACAAGAGAAGUACCCUGCCAACCUCUACAAGAGAAGCGUUGGGUCUCACUGACCAGGCUAUCAAUGAUCUCACUAUGAAGCCUAUGUAUCACAUGGCUGACUUCAUGUUGGACUACGUUGAGAACAUAAUCUCAUGCAAUGAGCUUUAA